This is a messenger RNA of Micropterus salmoides (largemouth bass), 2585 nucleotides long. It is a transcript of the gene prpsap2, whose product is annotated as phosphoribosyl pyrophosphate synthetase-associated protein 2. The record is from RefSeq and is a predicted model, not a curated record. The transcript has 11 exons. Gene Ontology annotation, biological process: purine nucleotide biosynthetic process; 5-phosphoribose 1-diphosphate biosynthetic process. Gene Ontology annotation, cellular component: cytoplasm; ribose phosphate diphosphokinase complex. Lineage: Eukaryota; Metazoa; Chordata; Actinopteri; Centrarchiformes; Centrarchidae. Gene Ontology annotation, molecular function: ribose phosphate diphosphokinase activity; magnesium ion binding. Bases 205 to 1278 code for a protein of 357 amino acids.
UGUACGUCCAUCAAAACUGUAUCUCGCAGGCAGUUAGAGUGAGGGGAACAGGUUGACAGGAGCUGGAGGCUUGUACAUUCAAAUACUGUUGGUUGCAGAUUGUAACCGGACCUAACACACAAGCUGGAAGGGCUCAGCGCAGCGUGGGUGCCCAGGGAUCCACUGCCUGAGUGUGGGGAGAGCAGCGGUCGAGGCCCCGGAGACAUGAACCACACCAAGGGCGGCCUGGUCAUCUUCACCGCUAACUCGCACCCCUCUAGCCGCGAGCUGGGCAAGAGGAUUGCAGAGCGGUUAGGGGUGGAGCUUGGCAAGGCGCAGGUGUACCAGGAAGCUAACAGAGAAACGAGGGUACAGAUCCAAGAGUCGGUGCGAGGCAAAGAUGUCUUUGUGAUCCAGACGGUGUCUAAGGACGUGAACACCACCAUAAUGGAGAUGCUGAUCAUGGUGUACGCGUGCAGAACAUCCUGCGCCAGAAGCAUCACGGGCGUCCUCCCUUAUUUCCCCUACAGCAAGCAGUGUAAGAUGAGGAAGAGGGGCUCCAUCGUCUCCAAGCUUAUUGCCUCUAUGAUGUGUAAAGCUGGUCUCACCCACCUGAUCACCAUGGACCUCCAUCAGAAAGAGAUUCAGGGCUUCUUCAACAUUCCAGUGGACAACCUGAGAGCCUCCCCCUUCCUGCUGCAGUACAUACAGGAAGAGAUCCCUGACUACAGAAAUGCUGUGAUUGUGGCCAAAUCCCCAGCCUCUGCCAAACGGGCUCAAUCAUUUGCCGAGCGGCUGCGCCUGGGUAUAGCAGUGAUCCACGGUGAAGCUCAGGAUGCAGAGUCAGACCAGGUAGACGGCCGACACUCCCCGCCCACCGUCAAAACCACCGGAGCCAUUCACCCCAGCAUGGAGAUACCAUUGUUGAUCCCUAAAGAGAAGCCUCCCAUCACCGUGGUAGGAGAUGUAGGAGGACGUAUCGCCAUCAUAGUGGAUGACAUCAUCGACGAUGUUGACAGUUUUGUGGCGGCAGCAGAGACGCUGAAGGAGAGAGGGGCCUACAAGAUCUACGUUAUGGCAACACACGGCAUCCUCUCCUGCGAGGCCCCUAGAUUCAUAGAGGAGUCUGCUAUUGAUGAGGUGGUGGUGACCAACACGAUUCCUCACGAGCUCCAGAAGCUGCAGUGUCCAAAGAUCAAAACAGUCGACAUCAGCAUGAUCCUGUCGGAGGCCAUCCGCCGCAUCCACAACGGAGAGUCCAUGUCCUAUCUGUUCCGCAACAUAGGAGUGGAUGACUGAGCGACACAGCAACAUACAUAUAAUUUUAUAUUUGUUCAUGCCUUUUCAGAUUUCUUCAGAAACAUAGGUGAAUGUUCAACACACACACAAAUAUCCAUUUGCUACUUGUGUUUGUGUAAGAUACAAAUAUAAAUGCUUACCUAUUCCUUUGAGUGCAGCUUUACAUAGAAGAUGACUGAAAACACACUUCCUCUAAUGGGACUAAACACACUCUGAUCUCUGCCCUUCAUGGACGUUAAUGGACUGCUGCUCAUGUCUCCAAUGGCUGCCCUCAGUACGCUCCUCCCAGUUGUUGUUUGUUUUUUUACUCCUCUUUCGGAGUACCUUCUUCACUUACCUCUCCAUCUUGUCCACAUUUUCUUCCACAUGCGUUUCCAUUUAAUAACUAAUGUUGACGUUAAGUCUUAGUGUUAGAACAUAUGUGUUAGCGUUGAGUGUCUCUUGCAGUACAGUCUCCUUUUAGGUAGUAUCAGAAAGAGUGCCAGUGCCUUCUACAGGACAUACUGACAACACACAGGCCUUCAGUACUCCAAUACACAGCUGUGUCUCAGCUAACAGAGCUAAUCGCUAAUGGCCCUUGUAAUUAAUCCAGGAAUAUGCAGGUUUCCAGCUAAUUUACUUGUGUAUAGAGUAUCAGAGUGCAUGUUUUUACGCUCAUCAGAUUUGUUUAUUAAUGUGUUAUGUGUGAAUGUGCUACUAAUAGUUAGUUUAGACUCCUGGUUGCCAUAGCACUUAGAUGCUGAUCUGGUGUUAAAUAUUUUAAUGGCUAAAGUUGAACUGGAAUUAAUACAGGAAAUCUUUUCUCCGUCUGGUUAAUUGGAAGUUACAAACAUUUUAUGGCAAUGCACUUGUGAAAUAUGUGUUCAUGAGUCAUCCAUAUAACAUUGUGUGCCAUUGUUUCAGUGCUUGCUCAUAUUUUAUAUUUGUUCAUGCCACAGGUAAGCACUUCCCUCCCUGCUGGAGGGCUCUGGAUUGAAUACACUCACAAUGAAACCGUUUUGUAAAUGAUUUGAAGUCGCUGCAGUCUUUACUCCCUGGUUAGAAGUGGAAGGGUGUUGUUAAUUAUUUGGAAAUGGAUAAAUUAAUCCAUUGCGCUUGAUGAAGUUUGCUUAAACACGUUCUACCUGAGUUUAAAAAAAAAAAAAGUAGUUCCACACUGCAGCUAAAGCUGGAAAAGCAAAUUGAAACAUUUUCUGAUGAGCAAAGCUUGACUGGAGCAGGUCUUUGUCACUUUACCAGAUGUGUUCCAAAAAUGUUUUGUAUUUAUUUUCAGCACUUAAUAUGAAUAAAUGACCUAUGAAAGUGUU